AUGCCUAGUCGCAUUUUUCCACCGAGGUGCAUCAAGAUCUCGAUUCAAUCGAUUUGCGAUUUCCUCAAUUUGCGAGGUGUUGGUCGCGAUUUGUCAGUUGGGGGCCUUGGGGCUGCUGCCAGACUCAUGAUUGUUCUAUUCACGUUUUCUCCUGAUUUGAGAUGUACUCAUCGCGAUGUGCUGGCUGCGACUAUAAUAGUGAUGGCUCACAAUGCAUUUUGCCAUACUGCUCAAGGCUUUGAUAUCAACUCGCAGCUCACAUUUCGUAGCACGCAACUCAUGCCAACUUGCAAUUCGCAACUCGCAGUCGUAGCUCAUUCCUACCUUCCCCCGUUGACUCAUUGCUCACCGAGGCUUACUUUUGGGAGUGAUUUCAGUAUGGUUAUGACAUGGUGGUUUUGA
This is a messenger RNA of Striga asiatica, 402 nucleotides long. The record is from the annotation of a GenBank genome assembly. NCBI's taxonomy places the organism in Eukaryota, Viridiplantae, Streptophyta, Magnoliopsida, Lamiales, Orobanchaceae.